AUGAUUUCAGCGUGUAUUGUUCAAUCUCAUUUAUGGAAUCAUACCAAGAUUUUGCAUUUGCGUCAAAAUAUGCGAUUAUUGCAUGAUCAAGAGUUUGCAGAAUUUCUUAUUCGCAUUGGUGAUGGUGUCGAACCUACCAAACCAGAUGACAUGGUGAGGUUACCUUUACAUAUUGCAAUCCCAUGGGAAGGUGAACAUUCCAUACAAGUACUUAUCCAACAUAUUUUUCCUGAUCUAGAAUUGCAUGGUUGGGAUGCCCCAUAUAUGGUACAAAGAGCUAUUUUGACACCAAUAAAUGAUGAUGUCCAGAAAUUGAAUGAUAUGAUUAUCGAUCAGUUUCCAGGAGAAGAACAUAAUUUGUUAUCGUUUGACGAGGUUGAAGCAGAUAAUCAUAAUUUAUACCAGCAAGAAUUCUCAAACUCAAUCGCACAAGGUAGUUUGCCACCUCAUAUUCUAAAGAUAAAAAAGGGUGCACCAUUGAUGUUGUUACGAAAUCUAGAUCCUAGAUAUGGAUUGUGUAAUGGGACCCGGUUAUUAUGUCGUGGUUUAUUUAUGAAUAUGUUGGAUGUGGAAAUCCUGACAAGAAGCAACGCAGGAAAACGUGCUUUUUUGCCUAGAAUUAAAAUAAAAACAUCUGCAAGUGAUGGACUGCCUUUUGUCCUUAGUAGAAAGCAGUUUCCUGUGCGACUAAGUUUUGCAAUUACAAUAAAUAAAUCACAAGGACAAACCAUUCCAAAUGUUGGAAUAUAUCUUCCACAACAUGUUUUUAGUCAUGGACAGUUAUAUGUGGCUUUAUCCAGGGGUGUUUCACAGACUACAACAAGAGUUUUAACCAGGGAAGGAAAAUUGAAAGGAGAAGAUGGUGACUACACAAAAAAUGUAGUCUACAAACAAAUUCUUUUAUCGCACCCGCAGCCAAACUAG
Lathyrus oleraceus (garden pea) is the source of this 924-nucleotide messenger RNA. RefSeq lists its product as uncharacterized. The record is from RefSeq and is a predicted model, not a curated record. The coding region runs from base 1 to 924 and encodes 307 amino acids. The transcript is spliced from 2 exons. Lineage: Eukaryota; Viridiplantae; Streptophyta; Magnoliopsida; Fabales; Fabaceae.